Molecule: messenger RNA, 1473 nt
Organism: Haliotis rubra (blacklip abalone)
Lineage: Eukaryota; Metazoa; Mollusca; Gastropoda; Lepetellida; Haliotidae
Product: L-threonine ammonia-lyase-like
Exons: 4
Coding region: 181-1146 (321 amino acids)
Biological process (GO): L-serine catabolic process; L-threonine catabolic process
Molecular function (GO): threonine deaminase activity; L-serine ammonia-lyase activity
Source: RefSeq, a predicted model, not a curated record
GCUAACGUGUCGGAUGGAAAAACGCAGUUUCGUGGUCUGUUACAAGUAAUUUAGUACGUUGAACAUUGUAUAUGGGCUAAGAAGAAGAUCUUCCAUCUCGAAAACGUCCAAUAUAACCACAAAAUUGACAUCCAAACGGGAACGCCGUAACGUUUGACUGUGACAGGCGCACGUGCUAGGAUGUCGCUCGACAAGGUGUGUCUGCAAGACGUUGAGGAGGCGAGAUCCAGAAUACGAAACAGUGUAAAAAAGACUCCUCUCGUUCCGUUGAACAUUUACGAAACAGAUUCAGAGACAAAGAUCUAUCUGAAGUUAGAGAAUCUUCAUCCGAUAGGAUCCUUCAAGCUACGUGGUGCCUGCAAUGCUGUCGAACUGUUACCAAAGGCUAAGCUUGAGAGUGGAGUCUACACUGCCAGUGCUGGGAACUUCUCACAAGGACUGGCAUGGAAUGCGCAAAGGCUCGGAGUUCCAUGUCAAAUCGUUGUUCCUGAGCACGCCCCUAAAGCCAAACUGGACCCAACGGAAAGGCUUGGAGGCAAAGUGACACGGGUACCGUACGAUAGAUGGUGGAAGGUGAUCAUGGAACACAAGUACGACGAUGCCUGUGGUACCUUUAUACACCCUGUGUGUGACAGCGCAGUCAUCGCUGGUAAUGGCACCAUCGGGUUGGAGAUUUUGGAAGACCUCCAAGAGGUUGAUUCCAUUAUUGUCCCUUAUGGCGGUGGUGGGUUGUCAAGUGGAAUAGCCCUGGCUGUGAAAGCACUGCGUCCUGAGACUAAAGUAUAUGCUGUGGAGGUUGACACAGCAGCGCCACUGUCCGCUGCCCUUGCGGCAGGAAAACCAGUACCAUGUUCAUACAAUGCUAGUUUUGUAGACGGAAUGGGAUCCAAAUCUGUUCUGGAUGAGAUGUGGCCGUUGGUCAGUAAUGUACUUGACGGUUCUAUAGUUGUCUCCCUUGAAGACGUCGCAAAUGCUGUGAGGCUAUUGGCUGAGAGGAAUCACGUGAUUGCAGAAGGGGCCGGUGCUGCUGCAGUGGCGGCUGCGCUGAAGGGGAAGGUUGGGGAGGGGAAUAUUGUGUGCAUCGUAUCUGGGGGAAACAUAGAUACUGAUGUUCUCAUAAAGAUUCUACAAGGGAAAACUCCAUAAUCGAUAAGUUUGUAUGGUGCUAUAUUUUAUUUUAUAAUUCCAAGAUCCAACAAAAUACUGUCUGUAUAAUACAUCAUGGGCGGAUCCAGGAAUUUUGAAAGUGGGGAUGGGGGGUGGUUGUCAGGGGGUUGGCUCCCCCAACGCCAAAAAAAAUCUUCAAUGUGGUCUUAAGUCAUUUUCACGGUGGGGGGUGGUGGUGUUUUCGAACACCCCCUCUGGAUCCGCCAAUUAUACAUCCUACCUUUCAUGCUGUUCAAAGUAUGAAGAUUUUAAUGUUGAAUAAUUCAAAGAUACUGUAUGGUAUUCAUUAAAAUACUUGUCAGAUCA